AUGCCAAUGUCUCGUGGAAAUGGGCAGCUGCGAUCAUGCGAGCCUUGUCGGAAGUCCAAACUUGGAUGCGACCACCAAAGUCCCAUCUGCGGUCGAUGCCGCUCUCAUGGCCAAGUCGAACGUUGCUUCUCUCAUUCUGCUCAGCUCACUGAGCUGCACGCACAGCCAUCCAGAGUAGUCUCGCACAGACCCCAGAAACGACAGCGCCCGGGCAAUCAGUUGGUAUUUCGUUUGGAUCGAAACAUUCCCAACACAGCCGCGCCAAGCCUGUCGCUCCCAGAUGAAGAAUAUACGCCACUCAGCCAGCAUAUUGCAAGAUGGGCUCCGACUGGAAAACAGAGUCUGGGACACAGGGUGCCAGGGCGGUUCUCUCCCCAAAGCAUCUUACCCAUCGAAGAAGCAGGUAACCCACCAACACUUACCUCACCAAGCGACAGCAGCCAGGUGUUGCUAGGAGUUGAGAUUCUAUCCCACCUGCAGAAAAUACGUUGGUUCUGCGAGAUCAUUGAAUUGAAGAACAAAGUAUCCCCGGGAUGGUUUCUCGGUCCUUCUAUAACUCGCGCCCUAUGUGAUUCUAUGGAGCGAAUGUAUGAUUGUGCGAUCCGCAGCUCACAGAGCACCCAUACAUCGCUGGCUACUUUGUCCCGACAAAUAUUUGUUAACACAUCGAACGAGGUUCAAACAUAUUCGACGAUAAAUGCGCCUGAAUAUUUUGAUUCGAUAACCGCGAGAUGGGAAACCAUUGGACUCGUCUUCGCCCUAUUGGGGACAGCACUGUUCCUUACACCCGAUGAUAAUCCGAUCUUCACACAUCGGAACCCAUGGAAUCUUGAUAAGUCCGAGCUCAGAAACAUAGCCAUCGCUGUUGGUGAGAUUUGCUGCCAAUUUUGCAAUAAUGCUAGGGCAACUAGCGAUCCAUUUUCCUGGCUUAUUACCCAGCAAAUAGUGCUCUUGACUAUGAUGUGUAACUAUAAUGACUAUAGAGUCUGGCAAAAGCUCGGAGAUCUAUCAACUACCGUCUACGCACUUUGCUUACAUCAAUCCGGUGGUUAUCUUGAAGAAAGAUUUCCGUUUUUCUUGGUUGAGAUCAGAAAGAGAGUCAUGGUUUGCGCAUACGCAAUUGAUAAGGAGCUAGCAACUUCUUUGGGACGUCCUCCUCGGAUCUGUUCUCGCUACUGUGCCAUCCCGCUCCCUUUGGAUAUAAGCUACGAGACUAUGGUACUCCCACGUUGUGAAGCGAAGAAAGCACUGCAAAAUCUCAAUGAAAAUGGCUGGAAUACUGAAGGAAAGCUGACCGUUGGCGUCAGGCUUCGGGUCAUAAAACUGAUAAGUUUGCUACGAGAAAGUAUCUUAGAAUUGUCUUUGGGUCCUAUAACUCAAGAUAUUCUAGCAAGAGCUGAGUUCGAAUCGCGCCGAACGCAACAGGAACUUCCAUCGUUUUUACGCUGGUGCCCAGAGGAAGCUACUGCGGGUGCCUACAGAUCUGCCAAAGACGAGGGUCGCGCUUUCACCCACCUAGAGUUUACCUACCAGGAAUUUCUGCUACAUCGAAUCUUGCUAAAGCGCAUUGGGAUAAGCUCAGAAGGUCUCAUUGAGAGCUCGUUGGAAAUACUUAUCACGCUAUCUGACAGGAUUGCGAUCCAGACCCGGCCAGCUCACUUGAUGACGAAUAUGUCGUGGGAUUUGUGUUACAUGGGCCUUCCUGCCGCAGGUAUUCUGACUUCGGCACUACUUUCGGAGAAUACUUCUCAGAUACCGAAUGUAUCAUUACUGUCGUUGCCUGCCAACUUCCGUUCGCUUACUAUCCAAAAGCUCAGUCUUUUUGUCUCUCAUCUGACCAUGCUGGUAUCGCCGCACCAAGGAAUAUAUGAGAUUGCCCAGCAAGGAGCGAGAUUUAUUCGACGGGUUCUCGAUCGAAUUGAGUCUACAUAUCUCCAGCCGGCCUCGUCGUUGCCAGAUAUUGAACUACCUGAAAGCUGGCUUGAAAACUGUGAUUUAGACGGUGAACUCGAUUUUAUGGCCUGGUUCGACAACAUUCAGUGGUCUCAGGAGGCUUUGUUAAACUUCACUUGA
This is a messenger RNA of Penicillium nucicola, 2073 nucleotides long. RefSeq names its product Zn(II)2Cys6 transcription factor. NCBI's taxonomy places the organism in Eukaryota, Fungi, Ascomycota, Eurotiomycetes, Eurotiales, Aspergillaceae. Bases 1 to 2073 code for a protein of 690 amino acids. Gene Ontology annotation, molecular function: DNA binding; zinc ion binding; DNA-binding transcription factor activity, RNA polymerase II-specific. The transcript is spliced from 4 exons. Gene Ontology annotation, biological process: regulation of DNA-templated transcription; DNA-templated transcription. The record is from RefSeq and is a predicted model, not a curated record. Gene Ontology annotation, cellular component: nucleus.